AUGCGACACGGUACGCUCAAGAACAAGCUGGGAUGUUAUUUCUGCAACGAUAUCGUGGGCCCCAUGAACUCGACCAAGGAUCGAACCCUGGAUCAACAGUGCACCGUGACACGACCCGGCGUGAGUUUCAUGGCGGCGUCGUUCCUGACAGAGCUUUUCGCCACCCUCGUGCAGCAUGAACAGGGGAACGAUGCGCUCCCGGACAACGCCUUCAACGACGACGCGGAUGAGUUGGACAGAAAUGAAAGGGACUCGCCGAAUAAUGUUUUGGGUCUAGCACCCCACCAGAUCAGGAUGUUCCUCAGCAGACUGCACUUCAUGACACCGAACACGCAGCGUUUCUCGAUGUGUACUGCUUGUUUUCCGAAAGUUCUCUCGGAGUACGGGAACUCGGGUUUCGAGUUCCUGCUCCGAGCAUUCAACGAACCAGACUUCCUCGAGGAAUUAACGGGUCUCAAAGAGAUGCAGAGAAUGGUGGAUGACAUGGACGUCUUGGCUCUGGGGGAUAGUGACAACGACUUGUCGCCAUAG
Galendromus occidentalis (western predatory mite) is the source of this 531-nucleotide messenger RNA. Its product is annotated as ubiquitin-like modifier-activating enzyme atg7. The coding region runs from base 1 to 531 and encodes 176 amino acids. Gene Ontology annotation, molecular function: ubiquitin-like modifier activating enzyme activity. The transcript has a single exon. NCBI's taxonomy places the organism in Eukaryota, Metazoa, Arthropoda, Arachnida, Mesostigmata, Phytoseiidae. The record is from RefSeq and is a predicted model, not a curated record.